AGUUUAUUUCUCAACACGGAACGGUUUAGAUGAAUUUUUAAAAACGGUCCACUAGAAAAUCAAAUAUGAAUUAUAUUUAGAAGCUUUUUAUGGCACGAUAUUUUUAAAUACAAUUUAAGAGCAAUAGACAGACAAUUGAACUGUGUCGAGUGUCACGUAUUUUCGAAUGAAAAACCAUUUUGUUGUACAAAAACUCGGUGAACUUGCAUAAAAAUAACGCAUUCAAACGAUAUUGUGCGACUGCCAUCGCGACCUCCAUUUAGCCAAACUGUUAUAGUAUCCAGAGAAAUGCACAUUCAUCCGAGCUCCCCGAAUUCAGAUAUUUCGCUGCAAUCGGAAGAGAGUGCCGCCAUUAAAAUUCAAGCUGGUUUUCGUGGAUAUAGAGUGCGUAAACAGUUGACAGGUCGUCCACAUUCUCGCAAUACUUCAAACGGUUAUCAAGGACUUAAUUCGAUUCUGCGCCGUCAACAGCGUCACCAACAGAGCGGCAUGUCACAAAAUCAAAUUGCUGGCAGUAACGGAGUAACAUCAGUUCCAGCACAGUUGAGACAAGAACGCAGUGGAGAAUCAGAGAGCGCUUCUGUAGAAGAUCGUUGUGCUACUAAAAUCCAAGCUGGAGUUCGAGGCUUUCUGGUUCGGAGGAAACAAAAGGCUGCGGCUGAUGCAGCAACAAAAAUUCAAGCAGGAUUUCGAGGAUUUAAAGCUCGCAAAGAAGUUCAAAAAAUUAAACAGAAAUAGAUAUUAGAAAUGUAUAUGUACGUACAUACGUACAUCAAAUUUGACUACUUAAUAUCCAAAGACAAAAAUCUUAGUUGGUGAUAUUCCGAGUGUAUAAAAUAUGCAAAACUGUCAAUUAUUAAAGUAACUGACCUAACCAAGCCAACCAACAAACCAAAAACAUAUCUCAACCACCCAGUGAAAUAUCUAUCCAUCCAUUUUUUCGUACGAGUACUUUCUUACACUAACUACUUGUUACCCCAAAAAUAAUUCCUUAAUUGGUAUUUUUAACUUUCUAAACAUACAUACAUACAAACAAUCUAUCUAUAUGCAUAUGUGCAUAGUAUAAGUAUUACAAGUAUAAUUUGCUUCUGAACAAAUACAAUAAGUCGUACAUAAUAGAUAAAUAUUUAUUUAUUUGAUCUUUAGAUUUGUCCAAGCAAACGUGUACUUUUAAGCUUUUUAGACAUGUAUAGAAUUAUAAUUUAAUUAAAAUUAUUUUAGUUUGUAGUGAAUGUAAUUUUCCCGAUAAUUUAAGUAAUUAUUUGUGUACAUCUAACUAAAUGUAGGUUUUCAAUUAAUUUGUUAAUUUUUAUUUUUAGUUUUAAUUUUAUUCACAUUUGUUUGCUUUAUUGGAACUAUUACGUAGUAACUAAUAAACUUUAUUAUGUUAAAUUGUAUGCCACAAAGAACGUACAUCCAUUAUACUUAUAGAAAAAAAUACAAAUAAAAUAAAUAUUAAUUUUAAUUAAGAUUGGAAAA
Lucilia cuprina (Australian sheep blowfly) is the source of this 1479-nucleotide messenger RNA. RefSeq names its product abnormal spindle-like microcephaly-associated protein homolog. The record is from RefSeq and is a predicted model, not a curated record. The coding region runs from base 289 to 738 and encodes 149 amino acids. The transcript has a single exon. Lineage: Eukaryota; Metazoa; Arthropoda; Insecta; Diptera; Calliphoridae. Gene Ontology annotation, molecular function: calmodulin binding.